UGGUGUUGCACGCACUUUUUCUCUACGUUCUCUUUGCAGUUUCACGUGUUUACGCGUGUUAUACAACAGCAAGUUGCUUCUAGUACUUGGAACGUUAGCAAGUUGCUUUACGAUGUCUGAAGUAGAUGAAACUGUUAUCACCAUUCUACGAUCAUUCUCCAUGAAUGAGGAUGUCGUACAUCAGUAUGUAGAAAAACUUCAAGAUGAAGAAAUUACUUCACUCGAGGAUCUAGCUGACCUUGACUCUACGUUUCUUGUCGAGGAAAUAAAAAUGAAAAAAUUGCACGCACAGAAGUUGGUCAGAAAAUGCCAGAGAAUUACACUGAAAAUAGCAUUAGCAGAAGACGACAAUGUAAUUGGUUGUGUCAGGAGCUACCGAGGCACGACUAUCUAUUCACUGAGAAAAAGUAUAAAGAAAGAUGAAUUGCCAGUUGAGCAACAGUUUGUGUUUGUUGCUCAUGGAACGGAGAUUACUGAUGCGCAGGAGUCAUCUUGGGAUGUGGAGCAGCUACUAGACUGUUCCAACAAUGAUGUCAUUGUUAUUAAAUACAAAGAUGUUUAUCCUUCGCCAUCUAGUGAGCCUCCCAUGUCUGUACUCAACUUUGAGUCUCACUCAUUUCAACCUCCAAACUCUCAUUUACAUGAUAGUAAUAGUUCCAGCCAACUAGUUCCAACAGGCAACUACACGUUUAUGCCAUCAUCAACACUUCAAUAUGACUCUCCCAAAUCAUCGUUUUCUGACUCGGUCUCCAUGUUGAGUAACACCAGUCCUGGUCAUUUGUUUACUGGACCGGUCACUGAUGAUUUCUCACUUCUUUCCUUUACAGAUCACAAUCGUCAAUCCACCAACAGUCCCGUAUUUACGGAUAAUCUUCCAGAGAUUGCCAAUAACUUUACUGAUUUAAGUACUCAUGACUUUUCUGCACCACUACCCGACAAACACAGCGACAGCAAAGUAAAUAAGGCUCUCAAUUUUGAGACAAAUCAGAACAGCAGUGUGUCACCAUUUAAACGACCACUGCCUGAAUACAAGGUUGCUGCGUUUGAUAAGUUUCCAUUAUCGAAUGCUUUCAAUGAGGUAAAUGAGACAAUCAGUGAUGCGGCUCAUCCAUUCAAAGUCAGUGAAUGUUCAUCUUGGGCAGUCGUGUCUUCAAAGCACACGGAAAAAUCUCAGUUGGGUGAGACGUCAAGCGAUGGCUACAGCAGUUGGCACUGGUCACGUAGUAAUGUCGACUCUGAUGCUAGUAAAUACAGUGAGAGAAGAAAUUCGCAUGGUUUUGAUUCAUGGGAUUUUGACGAUGACGAUGUAGCAGUUCGUGAAUUGUCACAGCAACUGACAGAGACAUUGAGUGAACAAGAAACGACGCGUAACGUCUCACACAGUGACCCCAUAACCAUUUACAGCGACAACAAUCAUUCAACUCCAUCAUCUAAUAACGAAAUAUCACAAAUUUGGAUUUCCAAGUUAGACAACUCGGUCACAACUGCCAGCGUAUUAGCACUCGCUGAAACGUGUGGUCGAGUAUGUGGGAUACAACGCCAAACUGUCUCAUACGUUUUCGUCGCCUACGAGUCACCCGACAUCGCCAGACUGGCAGUGAACAAACUCAACGGGAUCACAUUUGCAGGACGAAAAAUAAAAGUGAAUUUAACAAAAUACAACAGCGAGUAUCUUGUCAACGGAGGAGAGAUGUCAACCAUUCGUCAUGGUUACGUCUCACACCGACUUCCUACAAAGUCUGCUUCACCAUCAUCAUCGACAUCAUCACCACGUUCACAACCAAGGAAUACUUACCGAGUGGCUACCAGUCGUUUGGUCUUGUCCAACGUCAAUCCAUCAACAUUGACGGAUAGUGUGAAGACAAUUGUUGUACAGUAUGGAACAGUUGUUAAGGUGGUGAGAAAUUCUCAUCGACGAAUUACGGUUUUUUUCAAAGAUCCUAUUGAGGCUAAGAAAGCAGCUCUUGGAAUUGAUCAACAGAUAAUUGAUCGGCAGGUUAUUACUGCACAGCAAGUGGAGGAGGAUGUCCAGUCGAAUACUCCAGCAAUGAAAUCUGAUACAAAACAGCAGAAACCAGCAUUACUACCAUUACCUAAUACUGGCAGGAGGGAUAUCAGUGAUGACGAAUUAGCAACAAUUAAGCGGACUGUCGUGGCUCUGAAAGAUACAAUCUUGGACCAAAGUUACGUUCGGAAGCUGCAGUUGGGCCUCAUUGUUGAUCAAGAGAGAAUGCAGAUGUUUUGUAUGGUUAUCGUUCAAGAGGCUAUUCAUCAUCCGGUUGAUUACACUAAAGUGUGUCGCAGACUCGACUCGUUGAAUUUCCAGGUAGUCGUUUCUGGCAAAAUCCUUGGUCUAAAACGUGUUCUUCUCACUCAAUGUCAACAGUUCUUCAUGCAAAUACUAGAAGAUGUCAAAGCUACACAAGGACAUUUGUCGGGUAUUGUGUUUGAUCAUGAAAUUGGUGUGGUGACAAGAAGCAAGGCGUUUGUACAACUGAGAGGUUUACUGCAGUUUCUAGCUGAACUUUACAUGCAGAGAUUCAUUCCAGGGUCGAUAUUGGUUAACUCUGUGGACGUGUUGUUGGAGGGCAGUCAUCUUUGCUGCUUGUUGAAUGUUCAUGCUUUACUGGUUAAUGUGGGCAGACAUUUGUGCCAAGAGAAUGUGGAGGCAAUGGACAGGUGCUUUCGUGCUAUUGAGGGGCUAUCACGGAAGUAUGUGUUGCCUGCUAAAGUGAAGGAUCUCAUGCAAGAUUUGUGUGAACGCCGUAAGUUUGGAUUCCGAAACGCUGUCAGGUGAGCUGCAUCAAUUUUUAUCUCCCAUUCAAAUUCUACAUUACUGCCUACGUUUCAAAGCAAUUUGACUAUGCAAUCUUACAUUGGCUAGUUUUCUAUCGCUGACAUACUACUGCAGCUUCUUACUUUUUGUCAAUCUUGUUGAUAUCAAUAUUUGUUAUUGUAUUGUCUAGAUUGUACAUACAUACAUGAACUAUUGAUAGGCAGACAGGAAAUGUUUGUGUUGCUGAUUGAGUUGAACUAUUAACUUGUA
Molecule: messenger RNA, 3046 nt
Organism: Corticium candelabrum
Lineage: Eukaryota; Metazoa; Porifera; Homoscleromorpha; Homosclerophorida; Plakinidae
Exons: 10
Coding region: 113-2797 (894 amino acids)
Cellular component (GO): nucleus; cytoplasm
Molecular function (GO): mRNA binding
Source: RefSeq, a predicted model, not a curated record